GAUGUGCAGGUUGACGUCACGCAUCUUCUGUCGUCUUCCGGCUGAAAAUAACAACAGCUUUGCCCACUGCCCGGACCUACCGCGAUCCACGGAGCUCGAAGUGAGAAAGACACCGCUGUGCCGGACAUGGCUGGCUUUGUGAAUAAGUUGAGUUCUUACACCUUAACUCAGUUAAACGAACUGCUCGAAGAUGACGAAAAACUCAACAAAUUUAUUGACGAGUCGGAAGAGAUUAAAGGACUACAGCAGAACAAGGAGAUGACCCUGGCUAGUAACCGUCAUCUUGCUGAGCAGAACCUUAAACUCCAACCCAGACUUGACCACCAAAAGAAUGAACUGACCAGGCGGUCCCGGAGCCUACAGGAGCUGUUUGAGGCCUAUCAACUGCGCAAGUCCACUCUAGACGACAGAUCUGGAAACACUCCCUUGGACACAUUGCUCGCACUCCUACAAGCAGAAGGGGCCAAAAUCGAGGAAGAAACCGAGAACAUGGCCGAAUCACUCCUCGAUGGUGCGACCCCCCUGGACACAUUCAUUGAUGAGUAUCUGAGUAAGAGGAAGCUGGCGCACAUAAGGAGAGUCAAGAUAGAGAAGCUCCAGGAAGUGGUGCUGAAAGGACACCACAUGGCCCCGGUUGCACCUCAGCCCUCUCGCUCUCAGGACCUUCACUCCAGGCCAGCCGCUCUCCAUAUAGAGGUCAAUGCUUCCCCCGUGCCGCUGCCCCGGCGGGCUCCUCCUCUUCCCCCUGUUAAAGUCUCCCAAACUCCUCCUGCUCAGCCCACCGCAGACGUCUCCUACACUCCUACCUCUCCAUUCACUUCAGCCUCUCCAUUCACUCCCACUUCUCCAUACCCCCCUAUUCCCCCUAGAGUAGGAAACACACCACCCAUUCUUAACCAGGGAUACCACAACAUGUACAUGCAGCAAUAUGCCCCACCCGUGCCCCAGAGACCCCCUCCACGUAUGGCACCCCAGCCAGGCUUCAUCAUUCAGUGAGCAAGGGACAUUAAGCUCUAUGGAGAAAAAGCACAGUGAAGACUGGACAUUCAUUCAAGCCUUUUUUAGGUCCUUCAAGCUGCAUGUUAUAAAAUUUUGCGCCAAGUUGAAGUCUUGUCAUGUGUAAAAUAACAAGACAUUUCUGCAAUCAAAGGGGCAUCUGCAACAGGAUCUUCAAUUUGCACUUUAGACUACUUUCGUAUUUGAUCAGUCAUGACUGGUUAUGGAGUCAUGCUGUUACCGUUCUGCCCUUCUCAGUGGUGUUAGAGCAAGUUAAAAAGUUGACAUGAGCAUCAGGGGCCUACAUACUUAAUGAAGAUCAAGAAUAGGCGUUCUGUGAGGCCAUCUAGACAGAUAUGAAGAGUUACGAUUUGAUGUUUUAAUUUCUGUUUGACCAUGCUAUUAUGUCAGUUCAACCACUUUAACAUCUUCUGACAUUUCAUACCGGAAAAAGCUGCUUUAACAAAAAAGUAGUGCCUAUGCAAACAUACUGAGACCGAACUGUGCUGAGCUUUUUUGGGGGGAAGAAACAAAACCAUUUUUUGCUCUUCAGGUUUUCUCAAACCUGCAGCCAAAGAUGCUCUUUGUUUUACCAGUGGAUCCAGUUUUGUGCUGGUGGCAGUCAAACAUAUUUAAUACAAAUCUGAGUUAAAUGUGGGUGAAGUCAUUUAGUACUGAUGUGGUGAAUGAGACUGGGUGAUGAAGAGGGGCUUUAUGUCUCAUAUACGAGCUAAUACGCACUAACGGAUGGAGCUUAUUGGCUAGAAUUUGAAAGGCGUGAAAGUGAAUGGUAGUAUGUGUGGAAAAAAUUAGCAAAUCUCUUUUUUUUUUUAAAGAUUGAAUGUGAACAUUUGUGAAGCAUACGUGCUUAUAAUGUCAUUACCAUGCAUACUUAAACUGUCGCUGAUGCAUAAUUGACCAUUUUAAUGUUUAUAUCUAACACCAUAAUCCUCCUUGUGUUUAUUUUUGCCAUCUGGCGUGAAGAUGUUAAUUGGACAUGUGUUUCCUUUCCAUAAGCUCCCACAUUUUAAAUGAUAUUUAUUGUAUUCAAACUAAUAUAGCCAUACCAUAUUACUUUUUCCCCCUCAUAAUUUUAGUGGUAAAAUUGGACUUACCUACACCAUCUGGUCUGUUACAUAUCAUAUCUCUAUCCUUAAUAUGUAGUAUAACCUUUUAUUCGUGCCUUUUGAUUUCACCCUGGAUCUGUUUUCAGUGUCUGUUCAAGUGCCCUUUACCUAAAUAUCAGUUGUUCAUGAUUAACCAGUUAGAGCCAUAAUUAGGUUGCUUCAAAUUCAGGAAGUUGACCUGAUAGAAACAUUGUUUGCAGGAAGUCCUCUCUUUAAUCACUGGUGCUACUACAUUUAAUGAGCUGAACCCAGAUGAUGUUAAUAUGCACGCUCUGUUUGAAUUAAAUCACUCCAUGUUUGGAUAUCUGCUUUAUUAUGUUGAUGCUUAUGAGCACCAGAUCGAGAGAGGGAAUUAUCUGGGUCCCUCAUGAAUCAGGCUGUAUUAUGUUUAGACAUUUACUAAAUACCUGUGAAAACUAUUAUGUACUAUGGCAGGAAUGCACACAAUCUGGAAAAACAAGCGUGCACCCUUAAAAAUUGUUUAUGUAUCAACAUGGUCUUUCUUUUCUUAGAAAUGAUACUGAUCGCUAGGCCUGUAAAAGUUAACUCGGCUGUAUGCGUUUGCUGGAAAUAAAAUAGUGCUUUGUACUUUUUUCUAAUAUAAAAUAUGCAGACUAAGUGCUAGGUAAUGUCUUCCAAAAGUGGUAGACAUGGUAAAUGGAACUGAAAUCUCUAUUUUAAAGAUAAUAAACGAUAUCCCAUCA
Carassius carassius (crucian carp) is the source of this 2827-nucleotide messenger RNA. Its product is annotated as vacuolar protein sorting-associated protein 37B-like. The record is from RefSeq and is a predicted model, not a curated record. Gene Ontology annotation, cellular component: ESCRT I complex. The coding region runs from base 127 to 996 and encodes 289 amino acids. NCBI's taxonomy places the organism in Eukaryota, Metazoa, Chordata, Actinopteri, Cypriniformes, Cyprinidae. Gene Ontology annotation, biological process: protein targeting to vacuole; ubiquitin-dependent protein catabolic process via the multivesicular body sorting pathway; protein targeting to membrane. The transcript has 4 exons.